UCGUUGCCCACUCGUCGCGGUAAUUCCUUCUUUCCUUUUUCUUGCUUUGCCGACACUUUCAUCUCAAGGAUUCCCUCACUAAUAAUCUUUUUUUUAAAAAAAUUUAAAAUCACACUUAAAAAACAAAGAAAAUUACCUUGAAUAUCUUCAUCAUCACCCCAACUUUUUCUUUUAAUUUUUAAAUAAAUUUUUUAUUCGUCUCAUAAUUAUUUUAUAUAUAUACAAAGAGUAUUGAAAUUGGUUGCAGCAGGUAGAAGGGGUGAUGUUAUGGCGGCAAUAUAAUUUUAAAAACAUUUUUUUUAUACGAAAAAUGGAUUGGUACAAAGUUUAGGUACUAGUUCAAUUGUCUUCUUUUGUUUAUCUUUAUUCAUUGAUUCAAAUAUUUUGGUAGAUUUCUCUACUCUAUAAACAAUACCUUAUGGCUAUCUUCAUCACUUCUAUCUAGGUUUUUUCUUUUUUGAGUUUGGGUUUUCAAAUGGAAAUAUGUUAAUGGGGUAUCAUUUAUAAUCACAAAGUGUUAACUUGUAAAGUGCCUAGUGUUGUGGGGUAUUAUUAGAUUUCUUUUGUUUUUUUUUUUUAAACUUGAGUGGCGAUGGUGAUGGUGGGUUUUUUACGGAGAGAUUGAAAGGACUAUUUCAGAAGCUGGUAAGGUUCUUAAAAGGGAAUACUUAUAUGCUUUGAAAUUGAGGUAGUAACUGAGCAAGGAGAGAAGAAAACAUGCCUGCUAAUCAGAAGAAAAAUGUGUUGGUUGGGAUUCGAAUAGAUAGCCAAAGCAGGGAUUUGCUUAGUUGGGCUCUUGUAAAAGUUGCAGAACCUGGUGAUUGUGUUGUUGCAGUUCAUGUUUCCAGGUGUUCUGAUCAUGCUUUGGGAGAGAAGUUGAUGUUAGAAGGUUAUUUAGAAGUAUAUGAAGGACUAUGUUCAGUAAAGAAGGUUGAUCUUAAAGGCCAGAUAUUUAAAGGAAGUUCGACGCGAAAAGUUUUGAUUAGAGAAGCAAGGAACUAUGCUGCUGUAGCUCUAGUUGUUGGUAUAGGCAAGCAUAGUGCUCUUGGGGGUUGGACUUCCACAGCUAGAUACUGUGCAAAGCGGUUGCCAACAACUACCAAUGUUCUGGCCAUCAACAAUGGGAAAAUUGUUUUCAGGUCCAACAAUUACCAACUACCAGGUCUUAAAGAUGAUCCAAGAUCAAGUCUUUGCCUGAUUGAAAAUCCUGCUGCCAGAGACUGCCAAUCAGAAUAUGGUGAUUCUGAGGUAGGGUCUGAGAUAUCCAGUUUUGAAGGGAUUCAAAACUCCAAAAAUGGAUCAAGAACCAGUAGUGAAGACUCUAAGAAUGAUAUAUUGAGUGUUAUUCGCGAAGGCAAGAAAAUCUCUUCGAGGUCACUUUCUCUUUUUGCAGGAGAUAGUAUGGACUACAAGCCUGGUUGGCCCCUCCUCCUGAGGGCUAGUUCAGCAACACCACAAGCAAAGCACGCCAGGAGUAUGUCAGUUGUCAAAUGGGUAAUGAACUUACCAAGUCGUUCGCCACAUCAUACUCCUCGAUGCUCAACCAUCAAGGAAAUAGAGCUGAAUGGCAGCGAAGAUGAGAAUGAUAGGAGCAAUUCAUCUAUGCAAUAUGAGUUGCAAAAAUGCUUGGAGAUACUCCUGGAAACAAAUUCUUCUAAUUGCCAAUGGCUCAGUUAUAAAGUUCUAAAAGCUGCAACUGCUCAGUUUUCCACAGAGAACCUGAUUGGAAAAGGAGGGAGCAAUCUUGUUUAUAAAGGGAUCCUUCCAGAUGGCAAGGCAGUUGCUGUCAAGAUUCUGAAGUCAUCAGAAGAGGCAUGCAAGGAUUUUGCCAAUGAAAUCGAAAUAAUCUCCUCACUGAAGCAUAAACACAUCAUGCCUCUACUUGGUGUCUGCAUUAAAGAUUAUGAUCUAAUAUCUGUCUAUGAUUUCUCAUCUAAGGGAAGCUUAGAAGAAAUUCUGCAUGGGAAAAACAAAGAAAAACAUGCCUUGUCAUGGGAAGACAGAUAUAAUGUGGCCGUUGGGAUUGCUGAAGGCCUAAAUUACCUACAUAAUGAGCAUUCUCGACCUGUUAUUCAUAGAGAUGUCAAGUCUUCAAAUAUUCUUCUCUCAGAUGGGUUUGAACCAAAGUUAUCUGACUUUGGACUAGCAGUAUGGGGACCAACUGAUUCAUCAUUUCUGACUCAACCUGAUGUUGUUGGAACAUUUGGGUAUUUAGCUCCUGAAUAUUUCAUGUAUGGCAAACUUAGCCAAAAGAUUGAUGUCUACGCUUUUGGUGUUGUUCUUCUUGAACUGCUAUCGGGAAAAAGACCGAUAAGCUUUGAGAAUCACAAGGGCCAUCAGAGCUUGGUCAUGUGGGCAAAGCCAAUAAUAGAGAGUGGGGAUGUGAAAGGCAUACUGGAUCCUAGUUUAAAUGGAAAUAUCAAUAAGACUCAGAUGCAUAGCAUGGUUCUAGCAGCAACCCUCUGCAUCACACGGUCAGCUAGACUCCGUCCUAAGAUGAGCGAGAUACUGGAGCUUUUAAGAGGGGAAACAGCUGUUGAAAAAUGGGCAGAGACACAAAAUGAGAACACGGAAAGCCUAGACCAUAAUGAUGAUGAAGUUUAUCCAAAUUCAAGCGCUGAGUUACAUUUAAGUCUCGCAAUGCUUGAUGUCGAUGAUGAUUUGACAUCAUUUAGUAGCAUGGAGCAAAGCAGUAGGCUUUCCAUGGAGGAAUAUUUAAAAGAAAGAUGGAGCCGAUCAUCAAGCUUCAAUUAGACUCUAUGGCAUCCUGAAGCUGUUUCAAAACCAAGUUUGCCGCAAACCCAAUUUUUGGGAUGUGUUUGUACCUGUACAGCCGAGAGAAAAUAAAAGAAAAACAGCACCCAUUUGUUGAGGUGUGAUUUGGAGAUGUAGAAUAUUCUUGUCAAAAAAUGAUAUGAUUGAACCUAUUUUAAAGUUGUCAAAGAUUUCUGGAGUGAAACAUGGACAAAACAGAAGCAAAAUAGGACACUAUAUACUAGUUUUUAAGUAGUUAUCUGCUGCAAGAGAUCUACUGAAUCUCAUAGAGAAUAAAAAAUGGUAACAUUAAUCACUAAAACUAAAAAUGAAACAUUUUAUGAGCAAAGCACUUGGUCAAUGUAUUUUUGCAUGGUAACUUCUGCUAGUCCUUGCUGUUUCCCAACAAACUUGCUUAAUUAGCCCAAGUGGCCCAAGUGGCCCAAGUUGCCUUUUUAAUCCCACAUGAACUAGGAAAGUUGUUA
This is a messenger RNA of Durio zibethinus, 3239 nucleotides long. Its product is annotated as Protein kinase superfamily protein. Gene Ontology annotation, molecular function: protein kinase activity; ATP binding. The record is from RefSeq and is a predicted model, not a curated record. Gene Ontology annotation, biological process: protein phosphorylation. Lineage: Eukaryota; Viridiplantae; Streptophyta; Magnoliopsida; Malvales; Malvaceae.